AUGGUAGGCCACAACGACCCCAAGACAGGCUGGUGGAUGGGAGAGCCCGGAAACUCUGUCCUCCCCACCCCAACCCGCAUAGCCACCUAUGCCCUAUCCCCAAAUAGACAGAAACCCUUUGCCGGGGCAUUCCACGCUGCCAUCUUCAAUACCUUCCGGAGGUUCAGACACCAGGUGUUCUAUGUUGUGCCGCCGUUUUUAGUUGCCUAUGCGGCGAUGUGUUGGGCGAAUGAGAGGAAUGAGUAUCUGAAUUCGAAACGGGGGAGACUUGAGAGCGCUGAGUGA
This is a messenger RNA of Aspergillus pseudonomiae, 285 nucleotides long. Its product is annotated as cytochrome b-c1 complex subunit 8. Gene Ontology annotation, biological process: mitochondrial electron transport, ubiquinol to cytochrome c. The record is from RefSeq and is a predicted model, not a curated record. The transcript has 4 exons. Bases 1 to 285 code for a protein of 94 amino acids. NCBI's taxonomy places the organism in Eukaryota, Fungi, Ascomycota, Eurotiomycetes, Eurotiales, Aspergillaceae.